AUCGCUUCAGGUGAGCCGUCGAGACUGGCACGCGUUCGCCGUCCCGCAAUUGCAUCGCUGCCGCAACCCACGCAGCAACCCCUGGGGACCACGGCGACCACGCUGCCGACGCGUAGUUGCAAAAACCGAUCGCUGCCGGAAGAACUGAGGGGCAGCCCAUUUUUCACCUUCGCCUACGAAAUCGUCACGGACAACGAUGGGCAAGGGCGCUAUGGGCAAAGGCGCCCAGCAGCACGCCCUGGUCGAUGCCAACGGCGCAACACGCACCAAGGCGAACAAGUGCACCCCGGCCAAGGGCAGCGCGCCGGCCGCCGACAACAACAAAGAAGUAGCGGUCGCGCCCACGGUCUGCGCCGCCUGCGGCAAAGAAGGCUCCAGUCGUUGCUCUAGAUGUAGAGUGUGGUACUGCUCCCAGGAAUGCCAGCGCGGCCACUGGUCCAUUCACAAGGACGAUUGUAAACGAAUUGCGAAGAUCGGAGGAUGGGAAGUAUGCCACGCGGAUGGAAGCGCUAAAAGCGCGGCGCAGGAGGUCAUGGCUCGAAGAGGGUGCGACGAGGGGUUUUGCGGGAUCUGUGGGGGGAGUGCCGCUACGUCGAGGAUCGUGCACAGUGGCUGUGCUUGUAGUAGUGGAGCGCACUUGGCUUGCCUCUCGAGGUGUGCGAGGGAGUACCAGCAGAAGUCCGGGAAGGUGAUUGGCUGGCACCGGUGCUUAGUUUGUGAUCAACCGCACGCGCCGGAUGUGGCAUUAGCAUUGGCCAAGUGCCAGUGGCGCGGCUCCAUCAGUUUACCAGAUAAGUGCUGGGACAAGAUGCGUGCUUUAAGUGUCUUGGCGAAUGCUCUUACUUCCGCCGGUCAACUGGAUGACGCUUUGCGGGUCCAUCGGGCGGAUGUAGCAUUGUGCCAGGCGCAUUUCCCCGAGGAUAGAGAUGCGUUACAAGAAGCCACACAUAAUUUGGCGCAGGUCUAUGGCCUGAAGGGCGACCAUGUGAAGGCGAUUCAUCUGGAGGAGACUCUUUUAACACAGAUCACGCUGGAACGAGGCUCGGACCACCCGCGGACACUCAGAAGGGCUCUUUGUUUGGCCACGGCAAGAGCGCGAGCCGGCGACCCGCGUUCUGAAUUAGGGUUGCUAAAGCGGAGCUACGCGCGAGCGCUGAGGGCUCUUGGUGCGGCUCACCCGGUGACCGUCGACCUAGCUCAUGCGAGAGCCAACGCGUUAUUAGCGGUGAACGGCGACGAUUCCAAGGCCCUAGGGCUGAAGCUCUUCGCCGAGGUUUUGUUGGAGGACGCUUUGAUGCAUGCGAACAAGGCGACGGCCCCGGAGAUCGAGAGCGAUCUGGAAAAUGUGAGGGCCUGGCUCGCGCCGCGGCGCGUGGCCGCGUCCCGGGUCUUCGCGCCCAUGCGGCUGCUGCCGCCCCAACGUUAGUUUGUUUAAGG
Molecule: messenger RNA, 1437 nt
Organism: Pelagomonas calceolata
Lineage: Eukaryota; Pelagophyceae; Pelagomonadales; Pelagomonadaceae
Source: the annotation of a GenBank genome assembly